AUGCUGCCUGGAGAGGAGUGUUGCGUCCCUAUGGUCUCAACGGCUCCAAUGACAGUGGGCCGCUCCUUCUGCGAACCUGUACAGAACACGACUCCUCUUGACGAACACCUUCUUCUGACUCCCAAUGCGAGAGACGGCCACCUGAAUGCUCCCUCGGCCGUGACUCUAACACCUGCUGGACUAUGUCCUCGUCCGGAAGCGGGACCGACGGGACAAAGGCAGUCCCGGGUGCCAACGGGUGGACCGACCAUCGCCUCGUCAUCUCGAAGAUGCGGAUUCGCCUGCAGCCUCGCAGGAAACCUCAAGGUAAGUGACACCCAGAUAAGCUGAAUAUUGCCUUGUUGUCUUUGCCUGCUUACCAUCUCCAUUUCAGCAUCGAGCUAGUUCAACGGCUAGCCAACAUUCCAGUCGCCGCCGCCGUUGACGACAACGCCUCCGUGGAGAACCGAUAGUGUCAACCGGGGGACACAGUCCAGUCGACGCCCCUGGCCAUCUUCGUUUUCGCAAGUCGCCAACACCAGGAUUGGUUCGACUACAGCAACGCCGUCAUCAGCAGCCGGCUCGCAGAGAAGAACAGUCUACACAAAGCCUACGUCACUCGCCCCACCGACGACAACAAAGCAGCCUUUUAUGUCAGCGGUUCAGCGAAAUGAAGGAUGCCUGGACGGUUCUCAAGGCAGAGGACAUCCAAGGGUACGGGAAAGCGUGCGGAUCGGACGCGAUACCCGCUGAGAUCAACAGGUACGGCGAUCCCCAACUCAUGGAUCAUCUGACGGCACUCUUCCAGAAGAUGCAGCGCUAA
Messenger RNA from Spirometra erinaceieuropaei, 802 nucleotides. Lineage: Eukaryota; Metazoa; Platyhelminthes; Cestoda; Diphyllobothriidea; Diphyllobothriidae. The record is from the annotation of a GenBank genome assembly.